Messenger RNA from Benincasa hispida (wax gourd), 993 nucleotides. RefSeq lists its product as uncharacterized. The record is from RefSeq and is a predicted model, not a curated record. NCBI's taxonomy places the organism in Eukaryota, Viridiplantae, Streptophyta, Magnoliopsida, Cucurbitales, Cucurbitaceae.
GAGGUUGAUGGAAUAAUUUUCAUUUUUCAAGGGUCAAACGUGAGAGAAAGAAAGAAAGAAAGAUUGAAAGCCAAUGGCGUGGAACAUCAUAUUCCCAUAAAUUCCAACCAAUUUCCCCUAGAGCCCACACCAUUCUUUGUUUUUUCCCAUGCCAUUUUCAUCAUUCUCCCUCAACCGUUUCCCGGACCGGAAAAAGCCAACCCCGACGGAAUCCACCGCCACGGACGACGGAUUAGCGGCGGUGAAGGCGGCGGCAUGGGCCUGGUACCAGCAUGGGUCUGGGUCGGAAUCGAAGCCGGUGCGGGAAUUCGGGCUGACAAGACCCAUCACUGUCCCCAAGCCGUCUCGCUACAAGCUCGAAGCCAGCCGAAGUCAAAGUUUAUUGAUUGAGGACAAUUCACAAACACCUAAGCUGCAUAAUAACUCUCUCCUCGAUAGCUACGAAAUUGCGAGCAUUUCUAGACGCUUAUCUGACCUUUUAGAUCCCAGUGAUAUCAAUAAUUUUAGAUUCAGUAGCUUCGAAUCUGAAAUUAUGGAUCUAGGACGACAAAUUGAGGGGAAGACCACGAAGCCCAACAAAUUCACAGCCCUAUGGCGGUGGCGGAGGCGAAAACCGUCGCUGAUGUGCGGUAAAACGGACGAUGUGGUUCUUGGCACUCUCGUCUCCCCACUCCAAAAACAACCCCGCCGCCCCAUGCCACGGCGGACCUAGGCCGCCUUAAGGUUAGUUCUUCACUCAUCCGUACUUGAGUUCACGUUAAAAUUUGCGACUUCAAUAGUUGCGAGUUAGAUAUAAAUUUUAAAUUCUCUUGCAUUAUCCUAAUACUUUAGUCCUAAUCCUUAUAUUUUAAAGGAUUAUUGUAAUGGAUGUAUAAAAAUAUUUUAAAAGAAUUAUAAAUAUAGCAAAUAUAUCUCUGAUAGACCUAUUAAUAAACUCUCUGUAUAAUUUAUCACUAAUAGAUUUUGAGAGUUGGAUAUAAAUUUUGUUAUAUU